Molecule: messenger RNA, 3212 nt
Organism: Diabrotica balteata
Lineage: Eukaryota; Metazoa; Arthropoda; Insecta; Coleoptera; Chrysomelidae
Source: the annotation of a GenBank genome assembly
UUCGAGGAUAAAGUCAUGACUAGCUAACCUGGCCUUGAAUGUCUUAUCAACUUUUUAUUAAGAAAUAAUACAAUAAUUCAUUUUUGUAGCUUACAUAAAAAUAUACCUAAAUUAAAUUACGCUUAAUAAUGGUUUCAAAACUAAUUACUCGAAUAUUAACUUCUCGGCAGUAUAACUUAUUUAAUAGGUACAAUAAUUUUGUAAAAAGCAGAAUGAUGUCUACACAAACUGUGACUUCCUCUGAGUUUCCUACUUUAUCAGAAUUAAAAUAUUGCAUGACCAAAGAUAUGGGAGUUGAUGUGUAUCAACCAAUUCCUAAAGAUCGUUCUCAUUUACUUAAAUAUUUACCAAAAACUCAAAAUGAAUUACCAAAAAGGUCAAUGAAGGAUAGCUUUUUGGUGGGAAUAAUACCACUUUCAUCUGACAAAUUUCUGCAAGAUAAGUACACUACUUUCUUAGGGCAAGUAAGAAUAGGAAGAUUGUUGGAAGAUAUGGAUAUCUUUGCAGUAAUGGUGGGACACAAACACAUAGUAAAUCCAAAUCAAUCAGGAACGGAAAAUUUUCCAUACACUUUGGUUACAGCUCUUGUUGAUAAGAUAGACUUCACUGAUUUUAUACCUAAACCAGCAGAGGAUAUUAAAAUUUCGGGACACGUUAGCUGGGUGGGAAGAUCAUCUUUGGAAGUAGUUGUAUGGCUGGACCAAAAGAUGCAUGGCACUUGGCAUCGUAUUACUAGAGCGCUAUUUCUAAUCGCAGCUAGAGAUUCUCUUAACGAAAAAUCAGCUUCCGUCAAUGCUAUAGAACCGGCUGAUGAAAGAGAAAAAGAAAUUUUAUCUGGAGGAGAAGAGAGGAAGAGGAGAAGAAUGUUUAUGCAACAGAAACAUGUAUCCAAGCUAAUUCCAGAUGGUGAAGAACAACAGAUAAUUCAUAAUUUGUAUAUCCGUACCACUGACAAAGAUAACAGUUUGCGAAACAGGGUGUUACCUCCCGGAUGUGUCUGGAUGAGCACAGCUACGAUUUCGAACACGAUUUUUUCACACCCUGACGAGCGUAACAUGCACAACACUGUUUUUGGAGGGUUCAUCAUGCGGAUGGCAGAAGAACUUGCUUGGGUUCUAGGCUUUACUUUUAGCAAAUACAGGCCCGUACUUAAAAGUAUUAGUGAUAUUAGUUUUCAGAAGCCAAUCGCAGUUAGCUCGUUAAUUAGAAUGCACGCGCAUGUAGUUUACACUCAACUUAACUGGAUACAAAUAUUAGUUUAUGUAGAGGUUUACAAUUCCGUAACAGGAGAUAAUGACACAACCAAUACUUUACAUUUUACCUUCCAAGUACCAGAAUUGGUACAUGAGUGUAUACCACAAACGUAUCAUGAGGCUAUGAUGUACAUUGAUGGUAGAAGACAUUUUCUUGAAGUUACACAGAAACCUAACUCUUUUCCAAGUAAAUUAUAAUAUUAAAUAUAAUUAAAACACUAACUGGAAGAGUGAAAGCCAAUAUCUUCUAAAUAUUGUUUCUGUACAACAUAUCCCAGUUUUAUUAUUGUUGUAAAUUAAUGCAUUUGUGUGAUAGCUAACAUUUUUUGAGGUUGAGGCAUUAUUUUGACAUUAAUAAUUUUACUUUCAAUCAGUUUAGAGUAAUGACGUCACAAUAGGGCUUAUCGGAUUUAAAUUAAAUUUAAACAAUAGGUUAUAUUAUAUAUAGUGCUUUUCAGACAAAACUAUCCACCUUCAAUAACUUUUGAACUAAACGCAAAAACAAGUCAAUUAAUGUAUAACACACGAUACUUGAAGUGAUUAGUUUAUAGGAAAAAUAAAGAUAAAAGCAAGAAAUCUGGACUGAAAAAAGUUAUUUUUUAACAAUUUUAUUACAAACUUUUAGAAUGAACAUUUCACUACCAAAAAUUGUUAAAAUAAUUGUUCAAAAUGACUGCCAUUCACUUCCAUACAAUAGUACAAUCUAUUUUGAAAAUUUUCUUUUGACAUUGCUUAACACGUCUGCAUUUACUUGUCGACAGUCAUUCUCUAUUCUUUGUUGGAAAUGAUCUCGAGAUUCUGGUUGAGUAGCAUAAAUUUUUGUUUUUAAAUAUCUCCAUAAAAAGAAGUCUAGGGAUGUUAAAUCCGAUGAUCUAGGUGGUCAAUCCAUCAUCUGUCCUCUUCUACCUAUCUAACGACCUGGAAAAGUUUCUGUGUGUGAAAUUCACGUACAAUAUGUGGAUCACUCUCAACCCAGUAUCGGCAAUUAUGUCAUGGUUAUGGUUUACCAAACCAUUUAAUGAGAAUGAGUAUUCAUCUGAGAAGCAAAUAUUGUUUAACAAUUGUGGACUGUUAAUGAUGCAUUACUUCGCAAAAUUCGAGACAAAAUCAAAGACAGAUUCAAAAUCUUCUUCAUUUAAUUAUUGUACUAAUUUAAUUUUAUAUGGAUGAAACUUAAAUUUAUAAAGGACUCGGGAGGGAGGCUGUAGAAGAUGAAACACCGAUUGAUCUGCUUAUUGUUGACAGUGACUGUGAUUGCUCAGCCUUUAAGCUAACUUACCCUAAAACAGCUACUUGGAUUGCUUCGAUAUUUACAAGUCCCUGGCGGUUAUGUUUUUUUAUUGAAAACUGACCCUGUUGCUCUAAAUUUCUGCAUCACUUCAAUCACAUACUUAUGAGUUGCAUGUAUAUUGUGGUGUGUUUCAUUAAAAAUUCUAGCAGCAGUUCUUGCACAAUUAUUAUUUUUGUAGUAUAAACCUACAAUUUCGAUUCUUUCUUGCAAAGUGUAAACCAUUUCAGCGAUCAAAUUGCACACGUAUCAAAAUAGGCUGUUACAAGUUAUAACAAAUUGUCAUUGGCUAUUAAUCGAUUAAUAUAAAUUUCCAAGUAAUAUCGAAAAUAUUUGAUAAAACUUUAAUAAAAAGUUAAGUUUUUUGUUUUUUGGGUUUUGAAGGUACUACAAAUAGUACGGUUAAAUAUUUUUUUAAUGGCUUUGGAUUAUUGAUCCAUUCAGCCACGAUAUAUAAUAAAUACUGUUUGCUACAAUAUUAAAUACUAUAUACACAUGGUCAUAUACACAAACUUAUGCACGCACAUACAUAUAUAGGUAUUGUUAAAUAAAAAUUUAAAAAAUUCCAAAAAGGAAGUGUAAACAUUAAAUUGACCUCUAUUUAAACUCUUCAUUCAGGACCCUAACCAACCUAAAUUAAUUUACAAAUAAGAAAUAUACAAAUAAUACUA